CGCGCCGAGCGGGAGCCCGAGCCCGAGCCGGAGCCAGAGCGCGGGCAGCGCGGAGCGGGAGGCGGGAAGGCAGCGGUGUCCGGCGGCCCGCAGCCCCCGCUCGCUCCAGGACCCGCACAGCCACGGGGCAGGGGAGAAGUCGGAGACGCGGCGCAGGCGAGAACCCGCCGCCCCGCCCGGGGACCGGAGUCCCAGGGCGCGCACUGGCCGGCUGGCGUCCGAGGUGAGUCCCGGAGGAGGACGCGCCCACUGGAGGCACCUCCCGCGAGCUCCGGACUCAGCCCACCGGCACUGGGUCCUUGCAGGACGCCGGCCGCCGAGGAGGCGUCGGCCGGGAGCCAGCGCGGGAACAGCGGCGCGGCGCUCUCCCGAGGGUCGGAGGAGCCCGGCAAGAGGGAGCCGGGGUGCCCGGCCAUGCGCGGGGCGCAGUAGCAGGAGACGCGGGCCCAAUGGAGCGGGCCGGGGCGCGGGGACUGCCUGGAGGCCGCCGACCACCCAGGCUGCGGCUCGCGCUCGCGCUCCGGCUGGCCCUGCUACUAGCGCUGACGCCGUCGGGCCGCGCUGGGGCCCCGGAGGCUCAGGAGCCCUCGGCUCUCAGCACGGCGGCCCCGGCCGGGGGCGACCGAUGCCGCGGCUACUACGACGUGAUGGGCCAGUGGGACCCGCCAUUCAACUGCAGCUCCGGCGCCUACAGUUUCUGCUGCGGCACGUGCGGCUACCGCUUCUGCUGCCACGACGGGCCGCGGCGUCUUGACCAGAGCCGCUGCUCCAACUACGACACGCCAGCCUGGGUGCAGACUGGCCGGCCGCCUGCUCGCGCCCGCGACACCGCGGCGCCCCGGGACCCGGGCCGCGAGCGCAGCCACACAGCGGUCUACGCUGUGUGCGGCGUCGCCGCGCUCCUUGUGCUGGCCGGCAUCGGGGCGCGCCUGGGCCUGGAGAGGGCGCACAGCCCGCGCGCGCGGCGCACGGUGACCAGGACGCUGACGGAACUUCUGAAGCAGCCGGGCCCCCAGGAACCACUGCCUCCACCUCUGGGCCCACCCCUGGGUAGCUGUAUCCAGGUGCAGAUGGGAGAUGGCCUUCCCGGAGGGUCGCCCCACAACAGCACAGACAGGAAACGCCUCAACAACUCGGCCCUGGGGGCCGCCACGCCCGCGCCCCCGCGCGGACCCCGCUUGCAAGGCGGCGGCACCAGGACGCUGCAGCCCGACUACGCCAAGUACGCCACGCUCAAGGCCGCAGAGGCCGCUCCCCAGGACUUCUGCCAGCGUUUUCCCACCGCCGAGUCGGCCCCGCGGACCCUCCCGGCGCGGGCCCCGAGGCCUCCCGAGGACUUGCCCGCGCUGCUCGAGGCCUGCCCGUGGGCCCCCCCGGGCUACGCGGCCCCCGCCGCCGCGGCCCCGCUGGGGCCCUACGUAGCCUGGACCGCCGGGCGCCCGGCCCGGCCCGCCCCGCGCGGCCACCUGGCGGCCCAUGCCUCUCCUGCACCCCGGAGGCCGGGCCACGCGCCGCGGCGCCAGUUCAGCGUGGAGAAGCUGCCCGAGGCCUUCAGCGUGCAGCACCCUGGGCUUUACAGUGGUGCGGGCCGCGGACCCCGGCACCUGAGCACCAACAGCAAAGCCGAGGUCACCGUGUGAAGCUGGGCCGCCCAACGGAGGCACAGGAGUCCAGGGCCCCGGGGCACGGAGGAACCCAAGGCCGGCGUCCACCCUAGUCUAGUCUGGGUGGAUGCCUAGGGGCCUUGGAGCCUGCAGUGCUAAGACAGGACCUGCUGGGAAUGGCCGGUGGUUCUGUCGCAGGGGCCACAGGCCCCGUUCCUCGUGUAAAUAAACCCUCUAAUGUGGUUCCUGCUGAUGGCAGCAUCAGUCAUUGAAUAGACAGCAGGGCAGGCAAAGGGCGGAGCAGAGGAUCACUGGCAGGCAGCUGUGCUGGGAGCCAGGGAGAAGUGGCUGGAGAGGGUGGCCAGGGCUGAAUGCCAGGCUUAGGGCCCACACCAGGGGGACACGUGGGAGGGAGGCAGUUAGACCUCAGUCAUCCUAAGUUCAGGGCCCCGGGAGAGAACCGUUGGGCUCUCUAGGGAGUGUGUGCCUUUUACUGGAGGUGAGCCCCCCAGCUGGUCAUCCGCUCUACAGCUUGACUUGGCAAAACCUGGCUGAUCUUCACUGACAUAGUCUGGCCCUGGGCCUGCCCCUGGCCUGUGGGCUGCUUGACAAGUUGGCCUAGGGCCACCCCCCUAAUGGUUGCGGGCCAUGACGACACCUGGUGUUCAGGAUAGA
Molecule: messenger RNA, 2279 nt
Organism: Sciurus carolinensis (gray squirrel)
Lineage: Eukaryota; Metazoa; Chordata; Mammalia; Rodentia; Sciuridae
Gene: Shisa8
Product: shisa family member 8
Exons: 4
Coding region: 450-1640 (396 amino acids)
Biological process (GO): regulation of AMPA receptor activity; regulation of short-term neuronal synaptic plasticity
Cellular component (GO): postsynaptic membrane; dendritic spine membrane; postsynaptic density
Source: RefSeq, a predicted model, not a curated record